UGCGCCAAGAGACACUUCCCCGAGAAGAUCGAGAAACUUCUGGCGGAGGAGGCCGACAGAUGCGCUAGACGAACACCAUCACCUCGGAAAAAACGCAAUAACUCAACACCAACAAAGAAAAACGCAGCAGAAAAAAAGCAAAUUCUUCAGCAGUUGAUAAGUCCGGCAUCGGGGAACGACCACUCAAAGAAGAUCACGAUGGGGGAACUAAUACAGAUGUCGGAGAAAAGGACUCUGAGCACAGUAGAAAGCGCUCCUGCUUUUGUGGACUACGGUAUAGAAAAUAAAGAGACUUCAUUUGCAAGUGAAGCGUCCACACCCUCAACAUCUCCCUCGAUGAGGCACAUAUCAGAUCCUAAGUUAGAGAAAAAAGUUACCUUCGCUAGAUUACUGAACAAAGUUUCAGCUGAAAUGAGCUCCAGUUCUGAUGUGGACAUGGUAAAUACGAUAGCGAUUCCAAUGGCAGUCAUAGCUGAUAGAGGUAUGAAAGCUAAAGCUUCAAGUACUCCGCCAUCCCCUGGUGUAGAGGUUAGAUCUCCUCAUAGUACGUCGAGCAAUCAAGGCAGUGAUUCCAUGUCCAGUCUUGAUUUGACGUUAGCUCAUGCUGCUUUGAAAAAAUAUUCAAGACAACCAAAAAUAUCCAGUGCUGACUCCAUCCUCGCCAUGUUUCGAAACUUCUCGUCAUCGUCAGCUGCGAUAGUGUCUCGCGCAUCAUCUGGGGGAGUCUCAGCCUCAAGCACGCCUUCAGCAUCAUCACCACAGGAUGACACUGUGGAUGCUGAUGAUAUAUCCCUGGCAUCUUCACACAUACCCUCGCUAGCUCCGGAUUCACCAGUCACUAGGCCACAUAACACCAUUGAAAUACAGGUUCUUGAUCCUUUGAGUGCUCACAAAUCUUCGUCUUCAGGCAGCAACCUUCUACAUCCUCCAUCUAUUUUGCUUGAAGUACCCAGUGGCAUAAAUAAAUGCCUUUCACCUAUUCGAGAACUGCCCACGCCCCUUCCAACUCCACUGCCUACCCCGCUUCCUACCCCUCUCCCUUCACCCCGCAUGCCAAGAGCUAAUAUGGAGCCAGACACGAAGAGCGAAUCGACGGCAACAUGCGUAUCUCCAAGUGAAGAUGAGCUGGACGAGAUAAAGUAUGAGACUAAGCCCGAGAGACCUCUAUCUGGGCUACGACUGAAGCUCCGCCAGCCAGCUAUCUGCAGUGAAACGCCAACACCAUCCACUCACGUAACUGACUCUCCCAGCCCCAGCUUCACUCACAGUCAAGAUUCUGAACGAGAAAUGUCUUCUCCAUCGCCCGCGCCUCCUACCCUCAGAGUCCCGAUUCUCACGAUAGAGCGGCCUUCACCGGGUUCACCUCCUCCCAGGCGCACCCCACCACAUUUAGAAUUUCAACCGCCUCCUCUAAUAACUGUCACGUACAACGCAAGUGAAGAAUCGGACGAACCGAUGUCCCCAAGACCACCGCCACCUAGUGGAAAUAUGUGCUACCUAAGCCCAUUCUCCAUGUCUGCCAGAGGAGAGAGAGCACCGUCAGAAUCAAAUCUAUCCUCGUCUGGAUACAGUUCUAUGGCAAGUCCUGGUCCUUCUCGGUGCGGGUCAAGCAACCCUUUGUGUCCCUCUGAAAUGGAAGAUCCGGGUUCAGGUGGAGGCCCUUCUUGUUUUCAAUCGAGAAGACGACCGCUGAUGAAAACUAACUCCAGUCCUGCUGCUUCGAACGACGACUCCAAUGAAAGGAGACGAGGGAGAUCCGAUUCAGAGACAUUAUCAGACGAUCCGUUACUAGAAUCGAAUGAUGAAGGAAUCGGAACGGAUGAGAGAGUAGAUGAUGUGCCGUCCAGUGCUAAGGAAUUAGAAACGUUGGUCAGUUUGAAAGAAACUUUAGAGGUGCCUCAGACGACGAUAAUUUCGCCUAGCGGAGUGACCAAAUGUUCAAUAGUUAAAUGUAUUAGUGUGGAAAGAGGUUUAGAUGAGAAGGCUUGUUUGAGGCCGCCUACGUUGCUUUCCGACUGCAGUAGACCGUUAAGCCCCGUUAGUUCUAGAAGUGAGAGUCCAUUGAGCGAUAAGACUGGUUUGGGAAGGUUCUCGCCUCAAUUUUACGGUAGACAGCUGCCGUUUACCGACUCUGACGGCUUGUAUGAUUUCCCAAGUUCGGAGUGCGUGAAAGGGAACAACUGUAAGUCGGCGAACAAUACGCAGAAGAAGUCGGGGAGAAAAAGAGACAGAAGAACCACAAGAACUGCGUCUCAUGAAGUCGCGGGAACGACCAAGUCGACGCUGCCGCAUAUGCCGCAUUCUAUGCACAAUUUGCUAGAGGUGCCAGGCUGCCGCGAAGCCACCACUCGCAGCCGCAAGGGCGGGCGGCGUCGCUCGCGCUCGCAGGCGCCCGCCCCCGCCUCGUCAUCGUCAUCCGAAGACUCUGUCUCCAACGCCUCUGUCGCGUCAGUGGCCUCCGCUAGGGAGUUAAGAGUGCCGCCCGAUUUGGAGAUGCAGGAUACGUCGUCGAAAAUAUCUUCGAGUUUGGACCUGACGGAGGACGCGAGAAAACCUGUGAAGAUCAGCAAGUUGAGAACUAUCAGCAAUCAAAUAAGGUUCCUUCGCCGCCUAGAACGCAGUCUCAAGAUGAAGGAGAGCUUCCCAGCCGUCUCAGACGACGAGGGAGACGAAUCCUCCAGCGUCACCUCCCCCCUCCUCCAAGGAAGAAAGGACCUAGGCCGCGUGCCCAGCCACGCCACCUCCGCCCCUAUGCUCAGCUCCAUAAGACCCAAAAUCACGCGCCAACGACGCUACGACCGCUCCCUAGUCAGCGAAGACACCAGAACUCUUAACGCGGCCCCGGGACAGGACAACUCCGAUUGAGUGCUAACUUUAAGAGUAGGCGCACACCGUUGAUUUUUAGUUGGCCGAUAGUUGUGCCCGAUUUCAAAUUGUAUGAAGAAUCGGCCAAAUCGAAUCGGCGUAGUGUGCGCACUCCCAUACAUGCCCAUACUGAUCAACAGCGCGACUAAACUAUCGGCCGACGAAAAAUCAACUGUGUGCGCCUACUCUUAGAGCUUGUAAUUAAACUUAAUUCAACAUACUCUCUGAUACAGGUAAUUUUCUAGCAUGUUUAAUCAUAACCUCUCCCGUGUUCGAUCAUGUUGCGGUUAGUUCACGAAACAAGGCAAACUUGAUAGUGUGCACGUUUUGACAGCUGUCAAGUCAAAAGAAUAUUAUACAAAAUUCUAAUCUAAUGUGAUACGAUACUAUUUUAAGACAUGAAAAGUAGAUUGUCGUAACUUCUAGAAAUGUAAUAGGUAGAAGCAUUCGUUGAACUUUGAUUUCUUUCAGUUUAACUUUUGAUGUCUUGUUAGUAAGGUACGCUUGACGUGUAAAUAGGUACUUCCUGAUAGCAAUAACUCGUUUAUAAAACAUCAGAUCGGUUUACUGUAGGUAUACUAAUGGUAGGAAUUAUUGUAGGACACUAUUUCUUUGUAUCAUGUUCGUUCUCAUUUCAUUAUUUUAUUUUAUACCUUUUUAUACAAGUGUAAUUUUAGUCUACUUACUUCGCUAUAAGUUUUAAUUUCUUUUAUAAUAUAAAACUAUGUAAAUAUGCUUUUUGUAAAUAUAUUAAACGUAUUGCUCAAAUGCAUAUUUUGUGAAAUCGUUUUUUGCGCACUUUUUGCUAUUUUGUAAAUAGUUUAUCAUAUUUAUUGUAAUGUAAAUAACAGGACUCGAGAGAAAAAUCUUCAUUUGGUGAAUACUUUAGAAUAAAAAGUUGUAAAUGUUUAAAUUAUAAGUACUAAAAAUAAGAAAGACCCAAAAAAACGGUAUACUUACCAAAUGCACAAUUACUCUUUAUGUACAAUCAUAGAUAUGUACUAAUAAGGACGCAUUUAAUUAAGAUAUUAUAUUUAUAGUUAGUUAUUUAACUAUAUUUUAUCCUUAACCUGACGCACCAAUAGCUUAGAGUCCGCAAUAUCGUCUAGUUGAUACUUUCUAAUUUAUUCACUUAUAUCAAAGUUUAUUGUCAUUGAGUAAUGUUAUUUCAGAUGAUACGUAACCUCGUAUACCUAUAUUAGUAUUUACCUUCCUAUGUACUAGAUGAUAGUCUGAAACUAUAUUCAUUCCUACACAAUCACCUCCUUAAAUAAUUCUUUUAUAGAGCUAGUAUUACAAACAGGUAACGAAGUAACGAUUUUCAUAGUGAAAUAUUGAUACACUUAUAGUUGCCUUCGUAUGCCUCAUCGACAGU
Messenger RNA from Ostrinia nubilalis (European corn borer), 4240 nucleotides. RefSeq names its product mucin-2-like. The transcript has 8 exons. The coding region runs from base 199 to 2865 and encodes 888 amino acids. The record is from RefSeq and is a predicted model, not a curated record. NCBI's taxonomy places the organism in Eukaryota, Metazoa, Arthropoda, Insecta, Lepidoptera, Crambidae.